AUGCCCCUCGCUUUCCUCCAAGUCUUCCCAAGAGAGAUCCGCGACCAGAUCUACACACACGCCCUGAGCACACAAUCUGGCGCGGUUACUCUGUCUCCAUGGACUGUCGAGGUCGCCAAGUCCCUCGCGCUUCUGAGGACAUGUAAGCAGGUCCACCGUGAAUGCAAAGAUCUCAUCUGGCACCACAACCGGCUCAGUCUUCGAUCUGAUCAUACCCAGCUAUCGCAGAAGUUCAGAAGCCUACUGAAACACGGUCCUGCAAAGCGCAUACGAUUGCUCAGGCUGACCCUGGAGCUGCUGGACCGAGAUGAGCUCGAGUGGGUUGCAAGCUCAGCGAAAGCGCUCGGGGAUUGGGCUCGAUACGGCAGGCUAGAAUCCAUCACGAUCGUGGCAGAGUGGGAUAAGCCGAAGGACCUGCAGGAAUUCAAGGAGAUACAGAAUAUGCGCAAAUACGGAGAAGUGCUGGACGGCCGCUUGUACAAGGAUUCGAGCACCUGGACCCGAAUGAUUGUGAACACUGGAUGGCCGAGGUUUUGCAACUGGGGAAAGCAGAAAUGGUUCAGAGAAAUGUUGAUGGACCCAGGUGGUAUCAACGAGCUCUUGCUGGAACUCCACGAAGCAUUUGGCGGUGGCCGGCUAUACGUCGACGGACUUCUCUGUUUCAAAGACCAUUUGCAGGUCGCUGAAGGCUAUCAUGUUGAUCCUAGGAACGGGGAGAUCAGGAUUGUUCCCGGGGCGUGUAGGCAGGUACACGUCCCCAAUUCGAGCACCGGCUUCGUCAGCCUUUCUGAAAUCUCAUCAAGGCCAUUUGAGCACCCAAUCUACCGCUUCCACGAAAGCAGCCCGUACUCUCCCGGGCCACUAAACAUCAUCUCCCACACCAUCCCCCUCGUUAAUAAACAGCUCCGCAAGGAAUGCGCCCCCCUCCUCUGGGAACGAAACACCCUGCUCACCUCCCCGCGCGACCUCAUUAAACUCAUGGACGCUCCCUCCCUCGCGAUCUUCGACCUGCUCGAUGUCCGGCAUCUGAAGCUGCGGAUCAACCUGCUGAGCGCGGAGAACUGGUGUGAGGAGGCGUUCAGGCGCCUAGCGCCCUGGGUCGUGACGGGGAGUCUGAAAAGUGUGUGCCUGACGCUCGUGAACCCUGAGGACCCAGAUCUCACCGACUAG
Drepanopeziza brunnea f. sp. 'multigermtubi' MB_m1 is the source of this 1170-nucleotide messenger RNA. The record is from RefSeq and is a predicted model, not a curated record. NCBI's taxonomy places the organism in Eukaryota, Fungi, Ascomycota, Leotiomycetes, Helotiales, Drepanopezizaceae.